AUGCCUAAACACGAAUUUAUGACUCCGAAGGCAAUUGCCAAUCGUAUUAAAUCGAAAGGACCAAAGUUGAGAUGGUAUUGUCAGAUGUGUCAAAAACAAUGUCGAGAUGAAAAUGGAUUUAAAUGCCAUAUAAUGUCGGAAUCUCAUCAACGACAGCUGUUACUAGUGGCAGACAAUCCUGGCCGAUUUGUUGGUAGUUUUUCAGAAGAAUUUCUAAAGGGGUUCAUGGACAUUUUACGUCGUCAAUAUGGUACUAGACGGGUCCAUUGCAAUGUUGUUUAUCAGGAGUACAUCCGAGAUAAAGACCAUUAUCACAUGAAUGCUACAAGAUGGUCUACGUUAACCGGUUUUGUGAUGUGGCUUGGUAGACAAGGUCUCUGUGAGGUAGAACCAACUCCGAAAGGAUGGUAUAUCAAAUAUAUUGAUCGUAGUCCUGAAGCUAUGGAACGACAAGCAGCUGAUGCUAAGAAAAAGAAAAUGGAUCGUGACGAUGAAGAAAGAAGUCAGCAAAUGAUUGAAGAUCAGAUUGUUAGAGCAAUGGCAUGUAAAGGAGAUGACGACGAAGAACCACAAUAUACUGAACUAAAGAGAAAAGAUGAAAAUGAAAAAAAUGACAAAAAUGAGAAAGAAAGUAACUCUGGCGAUGAAGGAAGAGAGAGCAGAGACAGUAACUCGGAAGUAGAGGAAUCUGAAGGAUUGGAAGAUUCUGAAAGCUCUGAGUCUGAAGAAGAAGAAGAAGAAGAAGUGAAACCAAAAGCUAUGAAAUUGGAAGAGCCAGAAGACCCACCAUCUUUGCCUGAAAAAGACUCUAUAAAAAAUCAGCCUAGUUCUGUUCCAGGAAUUGUAAUCAAAGUCUUAAACAAGAGACUCGGAGAGAAGUUCUAAAAGAAAGGAGUCAUUGAAGAACUUCAUGACAAGUACACUGCUACUGUUAGGAUGUUGGACAGUGGAGAUAAGAUCAAAAUUGAUCAGUCGUAUCUUGAGACAGUGAUCCCUGCAAUUUGGAGGGAUGUGCUGGUAGUGAAUGGAGCAUACAGAGGUUACAAAGCUAAACUGGAAGAUGUUGACGUCGAUAACUAUAGUGUAUCUGUUACUAUCUCACAGGGUCCCUCCCGUGGAAGAUACGUAGAAAAAAUAGCGUAUGAAGAUGUGUCAAAGAUAAGCACACAGUCUUUCCAUUUGCUCGUUGACUUGCUUCCAUUUUCUGCAUAA
Gigantopelta aegis is the source of this 1212-nucleotide messenger RNA. Its product is annotated as DNA/RNA-binding protein KIN17-like. The record is from RefSeq and is a predicted model, not a curated record. NCBI's taxonomy places the organism in Eukaryota, Metazoa, Mollusca, Gastropoda, Neomphalida, Peltospiridae. Gene Ontology annotation, biological process: DNA damage response; DNA replication. Gene Ontology annotation, molecular function: double-stranded DNA binding. Gene Ontology annotation, cellular component: nucleus.